This is a messenger RNA of Schizosaccharomyces cryophilus OY26, 1536 nucleotides long. Its product is annotated as ribosome biogenesis protein Ltv1. NCBI's taxonomy places the organism in Eukaryota, Fungi, Ascomycota, Schizosaccharomycetes, Schizosaccharomycetales, Schizosaccharomycetaceae. Gene Ontology annotation, cellular component: nucleus; cytosol; preribosome, small subunit precursor. Gene Ontology annotation, biological process: ribosomal small subunit export from nucleus; ribosomal small subunit biogenesis. The record is from RefSeq and is a predicted model, not a curated record. The coding region runs from base 98 to 1270 and encodes 390 amino acids. The transcript has 2 exons.
AGUCGAUUUGCGAAAUUUGCGGCAUUGGUUCCAUCGGUUUCGUGGUUUAUUAAGAAUUGAUUGUAUAGUGACUGUAUUUUGGAUAGUAGCAUAAAGAAUGGGACGUAAAAAAUUUGUUGAUAAAAACAAGGCACAAACCUUUCACUUAGUUCAUCGUUCCCAGAGAGAUCCGGAAUAUUACAAUGAAGAAGCAACAGAACGUGUUUUGGUGCCUUCAGAUGCGCUAAAGAAAUCUGCACGCCAGUUGAAUCGUCAAGACUUGGAUGAAGAAUAUGGUGACACGGUGCGCUCGAAUGAAGGAGAAGCAGCUGCAUAUGGUAUUUUCUUUGAUGAUACAGAGUAUGAUUACAUGCAACACUUGCGUGGUACGGGAAAUCAAGAUGCCACAUGGAUUGCAGCACCAUCCGCUGGAAAAGGCAAUGGACAAAAGAAAAAGGAUGAAGUUGUCAUUAAAGAGGAAGAACCCAGUGGAUUGCCAGAAGAGGUGCUUCCUUCAAAAACUGAAAUUGAAGCCAGUUACCAGAAUCAGCAAAGUGUCCCAGAUGCCAUAUCUGGUUUCCAACCAGAUAUGGACCCACGCUUACGGGAGGUGCUAGAAUUGUUGGAGCAUUCUGAUAUGGAGGAUGAGGAAGAUGCUAGUACAGAAGCAAAUUUGGACGAUGAAUUCGAAAACCUGAUUACUAGUGGAAAAGUGGAUGAAGACGAGUUUUAUGAGCAACAACUGGAAGAGGAACAGGAACAAGGGUAUAAUGAGCAAGCUGCUCUAGCUGCAGGAAAAUCAGAGUGGGAAAUUGAAUUUGAUAAAUUUAAAUUAGAACAAAAGAAGCAGCCUCAAGCAGCUAGCAGUGAUGGUACCUUCUCUGAAGAUGAUGAAGAGGAAGAAAGACGAGAUGAAGUCCCGGACUUGGUUUCCACUCAGAAGUCAAAGCCAAGAAGAAAAGCCAAGACUGCACAAUCUUCCGGUUCCAUGUCGAGCUCUGCUUUAUUCCGCAAUGAAGGAUUAUCCUUCCUGGAUGAUCGUUUCGACAAAGUUGAAGAGGAGUACGUUCCCAUGAAAGAUGAUAACGAGCUCUAUGAUCCCGAACAAAAAGACGUAAAUGAUUUGAUUCAUGACAAUCAAUUCAAUAAUGUUUUGGACGAUUUCUUAUCGUCGUAUGGCCCCAAUCUGGGACGGAAGAAAGCUCCAUCACGCAUGUCUAAAGCAAAGAAGAAGGCAUCUUUGGAUGAACUUGAUAGUGUUCGUCGGCAAUUAAGUCGUGCUCGAAUUUGAAAUGGAAAAAGGAUAAAGUCGGUUUUAGCGGUUAAUUUGGCUUUCUUUUUUAAAAUUUGGGAUAUUGGUGGUUUUUCUUUUGGGAUGUUUAAUAUAGAAAAUUUAAUUAUGAGAGAUACUUUGAAUUCAAUUUCCUAUUUUUUUUAAAGGUCUUAAGGAUUCGUAUAUUAGAACAUAUAUUAGAACAUACAAAAAAGCAUGUAAAUGUAUAGAAGCCUUCGCUCCAUAAGUUUAAUGACAAUUCUUUUGUUGGUAAAGCAAACAAA